This is a messenger RNA of Durusdinium trenchii, 2688 nucleotides long. NCBI's taxonomy places the organism in Eukaryota, Dinophyceae, Suessiales, Symbiodiniaceae. The record is from the annotation of a GenBank genome assembly.
AUGGCCGACCUAGCAGCACUACAGAAGGUGGUUGAGAGAUAUGAGAAAUAUUGGCCCCGAAAGAUCAUGAUGCUCUUCGGAGCUCCUGGCUGUGGGAAGGGCACCCAGGGCCCUAAGAUCGUGGAGACGCUGGGCAUUCCACAGCUUAGCACUGGGGACAUGCUUCGAGAAGCCGUCGCAGCGGGCACAGAGGUGGGAUUGAAGGCCAAGGAGGUCAUGGCUUCAGGUGGUUUGGUCUCAGACGAGAUUGUCAUUGGCAUCAUUGCUGACCGCAUCAAGCAGCCUGACUGCGUGACAGGCUUUAUUUUAGAUGGCUUCCCUCGAACCUUGGAACAGGCAAAGGCCCUGGAUGCCCUGCUGGCCAAGAGCGGAGAGGCAGUGUCUUUGAUCCUGGAGUUCGGCGUGGACCCGGCAAUCCUGGAAGAACGGAUCUGUGGGCGAUGGAUGCACAAGGCGAGUGGCCGCUCUUAUCAUGUGAAGUUCAGCCCACCUAAGUCAAUGCAGCUGGCCGAUGGCAAGCCGGUCCCUGACAGCAUGAAGGACGACGAAACGGGUGAGGCCUUGUACCAGCGAGCUGAUGACACAGCAGAGGCUUUGGUGGCAAGUUUGGAGGGUUAUCAUACCCAGACCGUGCCCAUUUUGGAUCACUACCAAGAUAAGGGCAUCGUGAAGAAGAUUGAUGCUGGUAAAGAGAUCAAUGAUGUUUGGGCAGAGGAGCUCCUCCGGUGCCAUGGCCAUGUGCCGCCGGGCGAGUCCCGCUGGAUGAACCGUGCUGUAGCCUGGCAGCGCAGGGAAGCGGAGCUGGCGGGAUUGGUGGCCUGGGAGAGUGAAGGGGUGGCGGUCACGUGCUCCGUGACGAUCCUGCGAGCGCCCAUUUUCUUCGCUCGACUUUGGGGUUGGGUCCGUCAUCGCCUGACACCUACCAUGCGCCGGGCUGAGUCCGGGACAGGGGAGCGGAAGGUCCGGAUCUUGGGCGAGGACUUUGAGCAAGGCCUCCGUGAACACAGCGGCCUGGAACGCAAGGCCUUGCCAUCCUUCUUGGGAGGUGAACCCCGAGCCCACCAGGUGGACCAGCACUCUGCGGAGAAGUGUGUGGUGCCCUCUGCGAUCCUCCAGGAGAGGCUUUCCUGCGACGAGUGCAGGCGUUUUGGACUUAGUUUCGGCCCGAUGUCAUUCAAUGAGGAGCUUUUUGACCGCCUGGACACAUGGCUGCUAAAGGCGGCGGAUGCGGUCAAGCCGCAAUUUCCACACGUUUUUGAAUUCCAUGAGCCGGGCACUUCGUCGGCGCUGGACAUGGUGACAGAGCUUCCGCAAUUCCAGAAGACGGCCAGCAACAGCGACGCAGACUCCAACAUAAUGGCGCCCAUGAGCCCAGGAAGUCAGGUUGACGAAGCCCUGCGCAUCGAAUCCACGCGCAUGCAAGAACAGAGACCAUCGGCUCAUCUCACACGGCUGGGCCGGCUUUUGCAACGAGGAUGUCGGGCAGCUGCAGUGGCCAUCACAAAUGCCCCGGUCUUCAAUGUGAUCGUUGCCCUUGUCAUUGUCUCCAACUCCGUCUUCCUUGGGAUCCAGCUGCAAGUGGGCGCAACGCAGGAUUCACGGGAGGGGCCGGCAGCAGAGCAUGGGGAUGCGGUUGUCUUUCUCGUGGGGCAUAUGAUUUAUGCCGUGCUGUUCACAGCCGAGAUGCUUCUACGGCUCUUUGCGACUGGGGUCAGGACCUACUUGAUCGGCAAGGAAUGGUAUUGGAAUUGGCUAGAUUUAUUGGUGGUGAUUCCAGCCUGGAUUGAACUGAUGGCUGACCUCAUGCAGACCGGGGGAGGUGUUUCGUCGGGAGCCAGCAACCUUCGCAUUCUGCGUGUCUUGAGGAUCACGCGGAUGUUGCAAGUGAUCCGGUCCGUGCGCUUGAUUCGAGUCAUCCACGCCUUCCGAGAGCUGAUCUUCUCCAUCUUAGACACCACCCGGCAGCUGGUGUGGGCCAUGAUUUUGUUGGUGUUGAUCAUCUACAGCUUCUCCAUACUCUUCACCGGUGCAGUGUUGCAGAACGAGCACACCUUUAAAGAAGUGCCGCUGGGAGAGUUGAAAUGGGAAGAAGCCCUCUUCUUCUUUGGUGGAAUUUUCGACUCCUACAACACGACCUGUUUAGCUGGCUUUGAUUGGGUGGAAGCGGCUGAUGCUUUGAAACCCUUGGGUGAUUUUUGGGUGCAGCUCUUCCACCUGUAUGUGGCUUUUUGUAGCUUCGCCGUGCUCAAUGUGAUCACCGGUGUUUUUGUGAACAGUGCCAUCAAGACGCGGGAGAAGGACCAUGAGACGGUCAUGCUCCACGUCCAAAAGUUCAAAGACCUGGCGUCCAAUGUUUGGCAGAAGAUGGACACUCGAGGCGACGGCAAGAUUACCAUUACCGAGUUUGAGCAAAUGUUCGAUGACCCUGACAUGCAGGCCUUCUUUGAGUCCAUUGAGAUCAACGCAGUGGAUGCGUGGACUCUUUUUGACUCUUUGGAUAUGGAUGGCGACCACCUCAUCAGCUACGAGGACGGACUGGAGUUUGUCCAGAGGUGCACCCAACUUCACGGUAAUGCCCGAUCAGUGGAUCUCUUCGCGCUGAAGCAGCUGAAUGGCAAGGCGAGUGGGUUCUACGUGUGUUUGCUCGUGCCACUUUAUGCCUCAGAAACCUCUGAAAUUGGCAACUGA